AUGUACGCUUUUCGUGUCAUCGUCGCGGCUCUCUUUGCCAUCAGCACAUCGGCCUCAGUAGUCGAGCGACAACUCGGCGGCAUUGGGUGCAACGUCGCACGAUUCCAGAUCCUCGGGGCAUUAGGUGAUGCCAAAGAUGCCAUCUCACAGAUUCAAGACCCUACUGUGCAGACAGCGGCACAACAAGGAUUGGAUCAGGCCAAUGGCGGGAUUUCACAAAUCGCCUCAUCGCUUUUGAGUGGGGCUGCGGCGCCCGCAGACAGCCGUGAUGCCGUCGCGGCCGGGCUGGCGGCGAUGGACAGUGCCUUGUCUGCCGCUGACGAUUCCGAUGCGGCUGUUGGUGACGCCAAAACUGCGGUGGCGGAUGCGACGACUGCUGGACAGGAUGUUGUCUCGAAGUGUUAG
Molecule: messenger RNA, 405 nt
Organism: Diaporthe amygdali
Lineage: Eukaryota; Fungi; Ascomycota; Sordariomycetes; Diaporthales; Diaporthaceae
Exons: 2
Coding region: 1-405 (134 amino acids)
Source: RefSeq, a predicted model, not a curated record